UAAAACAUAAUCUGUUCCUUGAUUGCUAUCACAGGAUCAGGACCAGGAUGAAGAUGGUCCUGCUGCUGAUAUUGUCAGUACUCAAAUGAGAAAUAAACACUGGUAUGUCAGCACAGCAGGACCUUUUUUUUUUCCCCCUGGGGGCAGUUUAGUUAGAAUUUAUGUGCUUCUUUUAAGGUCAUAAAAAAUGGCCUUGGGAGGCAGCCACUAGCCACAUCAGACUACCCCAACUUUCCUGGAGCAACAGAGCGAACACCCCCGCACACUGGCACACACUGAUCUAAAGUGCGGGCCUUUUUAUAGCAAUGCAGAGGCGGGAAUAUUAAAUUAUUAGGCCACAUUUCUGCCAGAUUUUGACUGGUUUUGAAUUUUGAGUUAAAAAGCAACCCCAGCCUCUCCCAGGCCCUGGGCUGAAGGUUGUAGAGAAAUAACUGUAGCCAUAUUAUCUUAGGCUUCUACAGACAGACCUCUGGGCAGGUAGGCAGGCAGGGCAGUGGCAGGCAAGAUGGCCAGCUACAGAGGAGGGCAGCCAGGAAGCAGGGACAAGCCAAGAUCAGAAAUUCUCCCCAGGGCUGGAGGCUAGGGACCUCCCGUGCUCCUGGGUCCCACUCAGUUCUCCUUUCUGGAGUUUGUCCCAUCAAGCUCGGUGCCCUCCUUCUCUUGAAGUGCUAGGACUGCAGGCAGAGAGGUUGCUGGGUGCUUGGGGCUUUGUUUUUAUCAUUCUGACUUGAAAUGGGAAUGGGGAGGCCUGUGUGUGCAGGCAGUUGAACUGGGAACAAAGUAAUGUUUGCAUCUGAGGCUGGCUUUUCAUCCAGCAGCUAAGUUCAGUGACACGGGCCUCAGAACCUACCCCCUCAGCUUUCUUUAUCACCCAGUGGAGUGUGUGUGUGUGGUGUACACAUGGGUGUCUGUGUGUAUGAUGUGUGCAUGUAAGAGUGUGUGUGUGUGUGUGUGUGUGUGUGUGUGUGUGUGUGUGUGUGUGUGUGUGAGUGUUAUUUUGGGGGCACUUUUGGACUUCUGUUUAGGAUAGAGUCCAUAUUUUACCUGUUUUGAAGCAUUUAUCCCAAAGCUCCAGUCAGUCCUUUUAGAAUCUUUUCUGUCUCGUGAACAAAGCAACCACAACCGGUGAGUGUCUGGAUUACACCGCCUUCCUCAUUUUCAUGCAGCUCUGACUUUGAGAAGAAUGUUCCGAGGGGAAGAAAGGACGUGUGCCCUUCUUAUCGCUAGAAUUUUAAGGCUUUCCCCACUUAAAUCGAUCUCAAUUAACUUUGAUUUCUUUCUUUAGAAAACCAUGUGUGAAAUUAUACUUUGCCAGAUGUGAGAAGAUUCCUUCCCAAGCACACACACAUUUAGGCCUCAUUUUAGCUGGGAUAUUUCAGUCCUCCCCCACCAACCCUGCUCCACAUUUAUUUCCCCGAUGGCUUUGUUUACAAGAAUAUCUUACUUUAUCCUGAGAAUAAGAUUUUUAAGUUACUAUGUUUUUGUUGCUCUUCAAGACUUCUAAUUUUUAAAACACAACCUCACAAUUUGUCAGCCCCUCUGUGUAACCUGUUUUUGCCAGUUUCUGAUAAUAAAUCACGUAUUUAUUCGUGUGUCUUCUCAUCAAAGAGCCAAAGCUAACAUUACACAGUGUGUUAUUCUCCACAAGCCUUGCUUGAGUCCUCAUGCCCGACCAGGAGCAGGAGCAGCCGCCAGCCCUGUCUUCUAUUCUGAGGCCAUAGGAAGGGGGACCUGCCCAGAAAAAUAAGUUGGAGGUAUAAUACCCCAGCUUUAGUAGGUCUGUUGGACUUUACUGGACUUUGGGGGACCUAUUAGACCCCCACAACUCUGAGAUUAAAGUCCUUAACUCACACAUCCAAUGAGACCAGGAAAGAUUGCUGUAUGAUUCACACUCUCUGACAUUCAGGAUGCCACUGAUAACCCCAUUUUCUGGGACUGCCACUUCAUGACCUGUGUGGACAUGAGUGUGUUGCAUGGUUCAGAUGCCCACCCCGCCUUGUGCCUGCCUCUGGCUCUGUGGUGGACACAACCCAUGGUUCAGUUCCUGUUCAAACUCCAGCCACACUCUUUCCUUAAGUGUGGCAGAGCUGUCGCAGGCUGAAGCCAAGGCUGGGCUUUAUGGAUGCACAGAUACCUGCUACUCCAUUGAGAGGAGGCCUUAUCAGUUGUGAGUGAGGACCAGUCACUAUUUGAGUGUGCCUACGGAACGCCACACCUGGCUAAGACAGAGAUGACUGCAUCCUCUUCCAGUGACUAUGGCCAGACAUCCAAGAUGAGUCCCCGAGUCCCUCAGCAGGACUGGCUAUCUCAACCCCCCGCCAGGGUCACCAUCAAGAUGGAAUGCAACCCCAGCCAGGUGAAUGGUUCCAGGAACUCGCCCGAUGAAUGCAGUGUGAGCAAAGGUGGGAAGAUGGUGGGCAGCCCUGAUACUGUGGGGAUGAGCUACGGCAGCUACAUGGAGGAGAAGCACAUGCCACCCCCCAACAUGACCACAAACGAGCGCAGAGUGAUCGUCCCUGCAGAUCCUACUCUAUGGAGCACAGACCAUGUCCGACAGUGGUUGGAAUGGGCGGUGAAAGAAUACGGCCUUCUGGACGUGGACGUCUUAUUAUUUCAGAAUAUUGACGGGAAGGAGCUGUGCAAGAUGACAAAAGAUGACUUCCAGAGGCUCACUCCAAGCUACAAUGCAGACAUCCUUCUCUCACAUCUCCACUACCUCAGAGAGACUCCCCUUCCACAUUUGACUUCCGAUGACGUGGAUAAGGCUUUACAAAACUCUCCACGGUUAAUGCAUGCUAGAAACACAGGGGGUGCAGCUUUUAUAUUCCCAAAUACUUCAGUAUAUCCCGAAGCUACGCAAAGAAUUACAACUAGGCCAGAUUUACCUUAUGAGCCUCCCAGGAGAACAGCCUGGACCGGCCAUGGCCACCCUGCCCCCCAGUCCAAAGCUGCUCAGCCAUCUCCUUCCACAGUGCCCAAAACUGAAGAUCAGCGUCCUCAGUUAGAUCCUUACCAGAUUUUGGGACCCACCAGCAGCCGCCUUGCUAAUCCAGGUAGUGGCCAGAUCCAGCUGUGGCAGUUCCUGCUAGAACUCCUGUCUGACAGCUCGAACUCCAACUGCAUCACCUGGGAAGGGACCAACGGGGAAUUCAAGAUGACAGACCCUGAUGAGGUGGCGCGGCGCUGGGGGGAGCGGAAGAGCAAGCCCAAUAUGAACUAUGAUAAACUCAGCCGCGCCCUCCGCUACUACUACGACAAGAACAUCAUGACCAAAGUGCACGGGAAGCGCUAUGCCUACAAGUUUGACUUCCACGGGAUCGCGCAGGCCCUGCAGCCCCACCCUCCCGAGUCAUCCCUGUACAAAUACCCCUCUGACCUCCCGUACAUGGGCUCCUAUCACGCCCACCCCCAGAAGAUGAACUUUGUGGCUCCGCACCCUCCAGCCCUCCCAGUCACAUCGUCUAGUUUCUUCGCGGCCCCAAACCCAUACUGGAAUUCACCGACUGGGGGCAUUUACCCGAACACUAGGCUCCCGGCCAGCCAUAUGCCGUCUCACCUGGGUACUUACUACUAGAGACCAGAGGGAGGCCUUUCCCAACAGUGUACAAUCACCUAGCAGUCACCACAAACUCAGAGAACACACAUCGGAAGUGCCUCAUGAGGAAUGGAAAAGGUUGACCAGAGCUGGGGAAGGAAGCCGGAAACCAAAGACUCACAGGGGAGGGUGGGCGUCACCCAAGUAUUACUACAGAAAUAGAGGAAGCUCAAAAUAUAAUGUACAUGGACGUAUAACCUGUGGUCCCCCCUUGUCAAAGACAUUGUAUGUAGAAAAGCAUGACAUGGUAAGGACACACUGCCAAAGAAAGUGGCCUUAAGUAGUGUACAAAGUGUAGAGUAUGGGACCUUGCUUGUACCAACCAGGAUUCAGUGAAAGCACUAGAGAUAACAGUCACACAGUCUUGGCCUAACAUACCAUUUAGAAUGUCAUUUGAAGGGAAACUACCUGUGUUUAGAAACAGAAACAUAUCAAAAUGAGGUAAGACAAGAGAGAUGGCAGCCCCUCCACAAACCACACUGUGGAUUUUCUUGGCUGGCAUUUGCUGUUUGGGAUGAAGUCAGAUUCUUUCCAUUUGAUAGAGAGAUACCAGGUCUGUCAAACUGUGAAGAUGACCCAAAGUCUCAUCUCCUUUUCAGUAUUAUGGGAACUGUGAGCCACGUGGUGGGCAGGGCACGUGUCUGGUGUGUGAGUAUGUGAUUAUAGAAAAAAGUGAGAGAGGUGGAAGUAGAGGAGGAGGGGUUGUGGGAAGGAGUGGAGGAGAAAGAGAAGAGGAGGGAGAAGAGGAGGAUAAAGAGGAGGAGAGGAAUAGAAGGCAAUCAUUCAAGCCAUCAAAGCUGAAUGUAGGACAUCUUGGGACCAAAGAGCAUGAAUCGUGAUGUUUGAUGCUGUCGGUGUUGAAAGAAAGUUCACAGUUUUAUGGAGGACUGGGAGCAGUAGUAUUCAAAACCAAAAAUACAUCUCUGUGAAAAGAAAGUCGUAACUGGAAUUGUCUAAUAUUCAAAAAAAGUUCAGGACCUCUGCAUUUGGUGGAGGCUUUGUCCUUCAUGGGAGCAGUCGAGAAGCGACCUGUGUGGCCGCUACAGUCAGAGAGACCAAGCAGGCAUUGUGGGUAGGUGGGCUCCAGUUUUCCUUAAUGAGUCGCGAACGCUGUGCGUUCGUCAGAACGAAGUCUACAAGUCAAUGGGUUUUUUCUUUUUAUAUAAUAAUUAUAUAACUUAUGCAUUUAUACACUACGAGUUGACCUCGGCCAGCCAAAGACACACCACACACAAAAAAGGAGACAAUCAACGAUAUGAUGUGGCCUUGAAUUUUAACUCUGUAAUGCUUAAUGUUUACAAUAUGAAGUUACUAGUUCUUAGAUGCAGAAUGUAUGUAAUAAAAUGAGCUUGGCCUCUCAUGGCGAUCCAGAAUGGCA
Messenger RNA from Peromyscus californicus insignis, 4973 nucleotides. RefSeq names its product ETS transcription factor ERG (gene Erg). Gene Ontology annotation, molecular function: sequence-specific DNA binding; DNA-binding transcription factor activity, RNA polymerase II-specific. Gene Ontology annotation, cellular component: nucleus. The record is from RefSeq and is a predicted model, not a curated record. Lineage: Eukaryota; Metazoa; Chordata; Mammalia; Rodentia; Cricetidae. The coding region runs from base 2231 to 3574 and encodes 447 amino acids. The transcript has 10 exons. Gene Ontology annotation, biological process: regulation of transcription by RNA polymerase II; cell differentiation.